This is a messenger RNA of Protomyces lactucae-debilis, 1650 nucleotides long. RefSeq names its product putative glutamate decarboxylase. The transcript has 3 exons. Gene Ontology annotation, biological process: L-glutamate catabolic process. Gene Ontology annotation, cellular component: cytosol. The record is from RefSeq and is a predicted model, not a curated record. Bases 1 to 1650 code for a protein of 549 amino acids. Gene Ontology annotation, molecular function: glutamate decarboxylase activity; pyridoxal phosphate binding. Lineage: Eukaryota; Fungi; Ascomycota; Taphrinomycetes; Taphrinales; Protomycetaceae.
AUGGUUCUUCACAAGCACGUUGACGCAGACGAGGUGCUCAAAGUCGCUCGUGGUAACCGGGCUCAGCAGGUCCUGGCCGAAUCCAAUAAUGUCCUUUCUACACCCUACUCGGGUCGUUACGAGGCGUUUGAAGACUUGCCAAAGUGGAAGAUUCCCCAAGGAAGCUCUCCUGCGGCUGCCUGCUACCAAUUGAUUCACGAUGAGCUUGACUUUGAUGGCCGAACCAAUCUUAAUUUGGCAUCAUUUGUGCACACGUACAUGGAACCCGAAGCCGACAAGCUCAUGGUAGAGAACAUUGCCAAGAACCUCUCAGACAUGGAUGAAUAUCCCGCAAUGCUUGACAUGCAGGCUCGAUGCGUGUCUAUGAUUUCUGGCCUUUGGCAUGGACCGCCUGGCAAGGCUUUUGGUACAGCCACCAUUGGCUCAUCUGAAGCCAUUAUGCUGGCUGGACUUGCUGCCAAAAAGCGUUGGCAAAAACGUCAAGAAGCUGCCGGUAAAUCGACAGCCAAGCCUUCUUGCAUUAUGGGAUCCAAUGCUCAAGUCGCCAUUGAAAAGUUUGCUCGUUACUUUGAGGUUGAGAACCGUUUGAUUCCUGUUUGUAAAGAGUCGUGCUAUGUGUUGGACAUCAACAAAAUCAAAGAACAGCUCGAUGAAACCACGAUUGCAGUCUUUGUCAUUCUUGGUUCCACCUACACUGGCACCUACGAGAAUGUGCAAGCUGUAUCUGACUUGUUGGAUGAGUACGAGAAGGAGACAGGCAUUUCCAUUCCUAUUCACGUUGACGCAGCUUCGGGCGGGUUUGUGGCGCCAUUCGUCACACCUGAACAUGUCUGGGACUUUCAGAUUCCUCGCGUCAAGAGUAUCAAUACCUCUGGUCACAAGUAUGGUCUGGUAUACGCUGGUCUCGGCUGGCUCAUCUUCCGUGACGAAGACCAGCUACCCAAAGAACUUGUCUUUGAAUUGCACUAUCUCGGCUCAACACAAGAAUCCUACACCCUCAACUUUUCCAGGGGCGGUGCCACAGUCAUUGCUCAGUACUACAACUUUUUGCGCUUAGGCUUUGAGGGCUACAAGCAAAUUGGACUCGCUGACUUGGAAAACGCUCGAGUUCUCUCUGUUGCACUUGAGGCAACUGGCUACUUUGAAUGUGUCUCGGACGUGCACCGCAAGAAGGGCGAAUUUUUGUAUAAUACAAAAGCGCUGUCUGAUGGAUCUGAGAAGGUCGCUGGCGAUGUCGACCCUGGAGAUUUCAAUCCUGCACUGCCAGUCGUGGCAUUCAGGUUGACGGACGAGUUCAGCAAGAAGUACCCACAUGUCAAACAGGCUGCCAUCUCGACUUUUAUGCGUGUCAAGCAGUGGAUCACGCCAAACUACUCCUUGCCACCAACAGCAGAUAAAGUUGAGGUACUGCGUGUCGUUGUGCGCGAAUCGUUCCACACCGCACUCUUGGACCGCUUUGUCAAAGAUGUGAUUGAGACGGUCGAGACUUUGAUCGAGUCUGACACGGUUGACUUGAAUGCCUUUGCUGGCAGUAUCGAUGCUGCACAGGGCUCAGCCAAGCAACCAGGUCAUAAGGGCAAGAAAGCUGGCACUGAGGAGUACAAGCAACACCACAAGCAUCACAAGAACUUUUACCGUCGUGCUUGCUAG